AUGGACAUCUGGACCCCACCCACACUGGAGGAGCUGUCAAGGCAAGUUCUGCUGAAAAAUGAGGCUUUGGCCAUCUCUGCUCUGGAAAACCUGUCCAAGAUGCUCUUCCCAGCACUGUUCAAGGAGGCCUUCAGUAGCAGAUGCACUAGGAUUGUGAAGGCAAUGGUGGCAGCCUGGCCUUUCCCCUACCUCCCUGUGGGCGCCCUGAUGAACACCUUCAACUCAGAGAUUUUUCAUGCUGUGCUGGAAGGACUGGAUGUCCUGCUGACUCAACAGGUUUGCCCCAUGAGGGGGAAACUUCGAGUACUCGAUUUUCGGAGGAUGCCCCGCGAGUUCUGGCCCAUCCAGGCUGGAACAGAGGAUGGGAACUGCUCAGCAGAGACUGGGAGUGACAAGCAAGCAGGGAAGCGUCGUUCCAGACGUGAGCUGAGGCCACGAAUGAAGGUGAGAGUUGACCUCUACUUCAGAUCCCAACUGAAGGAAGAAGAAAUGUACUUCUUACAGUGGGCCCAGCAGAGAAAAGACUCCCUGCAAAUCUGCUGUGACAACAUGAAGAUUGUGUUGCUGUCCCUAGAUAAAGUCAGGAUGGUUCUGAGUGCUUUCAAGCCAGAGCACAUCAAGGUGUUGGAGCUGAACAUAGAUUGGAGUUGGUGCACUCUGGCACAAUUUUCUACCUAUCUCAGGGAGAUGAGAAACCUUCACACACUUUCUCUAGUGAAUUUCAACAUGGACAGACUUAGUAGUUGCUGUCCACCACCACGCUCAGAUGAGAAGAAGUUUGUUCAAAAGUUCGUUUCUCAGUUUUCCAGAAUCAGCAGUCUCCAGCAUCUUUAUCUGUGUGGCUUCAGUUUCUUCAGUGAGCACAUGAAACUCUUGCUCAGGAACCUGAAGACUCCCUUGGAAACCUUCUCCAUCACUCACUGUCACGUGUUUCAUUCACACUUGAAAGACUUUGCGCUGUGUCCAAGCCUUCAUGGACUAAAACAUCUGGACAUGAGUGGAGUCCUGCUGUGCAAUGUGUGUAUUCUGCCUCUCAGUGUUCUCCUAGAGAUGGGAGCAGACCGUCUUGAGACUCUGGAAUUGCAGGGGUGUAGGAUAAAGGACUCUCAGUUCCGUGAACUCCUACCUGCCCUCAGUCAAUGCUCCCAGCUCACCAAGGUCAAUUUCUAUGCCAACGACUUCUCCAUGAAUCUCUUGAGUGACCUUCUCCACCACACAGCCAACAUGAACAAGAUGACCAUGGAGCGGUACCCUGCCCCUCGGGAGUGCUAUGACAGGUGGGGUCACGUCUCCAGAGACACAUUUUCUCAGCUUUGUUCUCAGCUCAUGGAUACGCUCAGGGCCAUAAGGCAGCCCAAGAGGAUAAGCUUUGCUACAUAUAUCUGCGGUAGAUGUUUUCAAUGCUGUGUGUAUGACCAGGAGGCCAGACUUUGUUCUUGCUUGCAGUAA
Myodes glareolus (Bank vole) is the source of this 1449-nucleotide messenger RNA. The record is from RefSeq and is a predicted model, not a curated record. NCBI's taxonomy places the organism in Eukaryota, Metazoa, Chordata, Mammalia, Rodentia, Cricetidae.